CGUCCAUCGGAUCCUCUCCGUAGCCCCUCCUUCAGCUCUUUCCAGGUAACCUCUGCCUCUCUCCACCCUCGCGAUCCUCUCCAUCGUCCUCCAGCCAAAAUGCAGCUCUUCCGCACCCUUGUCCCUCUCGCCCUAGUCGCCGGUGCGCUCGCGUCCCCGCACCUUGUUAAGCGCACCCAGGGUUCCUGCAAUGCGGGCCCUGCCCAGUGCUGCCAGUCUGUGCAGCCUGCGUCCUCGUCUGACGCGUCCAGUGCGCUCAAGACGCUGCUCGACAUCCCCAUCCAGGACCUCAAUGUGCCCAUUGGCCUCAACUGCUUGCCCAUCAACGUCGUCGGCGUCGGCAACGGCGCGGAUUGCGCGUCGACUCCCGUGUGCUGUAAUUCGAGCUACAAGGGCGGGCUGGUGAACGUCGGCUGUACCCCCGCCAUCGUGCAAGGCUGAGCUCGCGUUCUGUGAUACCCCAUGUAGUAUUCCCGCAUGAUCGCGCCCAGACGGUGGAGGGUGCCGGGACUGGAGGUCAGCUAUGGAGGACGGUCAUCCGA
Messenger RNA from Phanerochaete carnosa HHB-10118-sp, 542 nucleotides. RefSeq lists its product as uncharacterized. Gene Ontology annotation, cellular component: fungal-type cell wall. The coding region runs from base 100 to 441 and encodes 113 amino acids. The record is from RefSeq and is a predicted model, not a curated record. NCBI's taxonomy places the organism in Eukaryota, Fungi, Basidiomycota, Agaricomycetes, Polyporales, Phanerochaetaceae. Gene Ontology annotation, molecular function: structural constituent of cell wall. The transcript has 4 exons.